CUACGCGAUCUCUAGGGUCGCGCCAGGAGGGAGGAAGGAAAAAUGGGGUGGAAAGCGUUCGUGGAAGGCGGCGCCGCGUCCAUCGUCGCGGGCUCCAUGACGCAUCCACUGGAUCUCAUCAAGGUGAGAAUGCAGCUCCCAAUCGCAGCGGGAGAUUCGCCAGUGGCGGCGGCGGCGGCGGCAAGAACAGGGCCUCUGUCGGUCGGGAUUAGGGUUCUUCAAAAAGAGGGCGCCAAGGCGCUCUUCUCGGGCGUCUCGGCGGCCAUUCUCCGCCAGGGGCUCUACUCCACCACGCGGCUAGGGCUCUACGACGCGAUCAAGGAGGCGUGGCGAGAGAAGCGAUUGGAUCCCAGCAAUGCCGAUCUGGAUCUGGCAGUCCACAAGAAGUUCGCGGCCGGGCUGAUCGCAGGAGGGAUCGGCGCAGCGGUAGGGAAUCCCGCGGAUGUGGCGCUGGUGAGGAUGCAAGGCGAUGGGAGGCUCCCAGUGUGGCAGCGGCGGAGAUACCUCGGGGUCGGCGACGCCCUGGCCAGGAUCGCGCGGCAGGAAGGGGUUGGAUCGCUGUGGACGGGGUCGGGGCCGACGAUCCAGCGCGCGAUGAUCGUCACGGCGGCGCAGCUCACGACCUACGAUCAGAGCAAGGAGUUCCUGGCGGGGAGAGGGAUCUGCCGCGAGGGAUUGGCGACGCACGUCGGGGCGAGCUUGGUCGCGGGGUUUGUGGCGUCGGUGGCGUCCAAUCCCGUGGACGUGAUCAAGACGAGGAUGAUGAGCGUGGGCGCGGGGGACGCCAGGUAUAGCGGGAGCUUGGACUGCGCGAUCAAGACUGUGAGGGGAGAGGGCGCCAUGGCUCUCUACAGGGGAUUUUUGCCGACCUUGACAAGGCAGGCGCCAUUCUCGGUGGUGCUGUUCGUCACCCUGGAGCAAAUCAAGGCCAUUCUCAAGGAUUUCUAGCUCUUGGAUUUCUAGAAAUCCAAAGAUCUUUUUGUUCGUCAUGGUAUAAUCUAACGACUUAGCUGCAAUGUUUUGGA
Molecule: messenger RNA, 1025 nt
Organism: Selaginella moellendorffii
Lineage: Eukaryota; Viridiplantae; Streptophyta; Lycopodiopsida; Selaginellales; Selaginellaceae
Product: mitochondrial uncoupling protein 4-like
Exons: 1
Coding region: 43-948 (301 amino acids)
Biological process (GO): phosphate ion transmembrane transport; mitochondrial transport; thiosulfate transport
Cellular component (GO): mitochondrial membrane
Molecular function (GO): malate transmembrane transporter activity; thiosulfate transmembrane transporter activity; antiporter activity
Source: RefSeq, a predicted model, not a curated record